Morus notabilis is the source of this 540-nucleotide messenger RNA. Its product is annotated as non-specific phospholipase C6. The transcript has a single exon. Lineage: Eukaryota; Viridiplantae; Streptophyta; Magnoliopsida; Rosales; Moraceae. Gene Ontology annotation, biological process: phospholipid catabolic process. Gene Ontology annotation, molecular function: hydrolase activity, acting on ester bonds. Bases 1 to 540 code for a protein of 179 amino acids. The record is from RefSeq and is a predicted model, not a curated record.
AUGGAGAACCGCUCCUUCAAUCACAUGCUGGGGUGGAUGAAGAAAUCCGUGAACCCAAAUAUCAAUGGCAUCACUAGUGAAGAAGGCAAUCCCGUUUCCACCAAAACCCAAAAACCCAAAACGAUUUGCUUCACCGACGAUGUUGAGUUCGUCAAUCCGGAUCCCGAGCACUCUUUCGAGGCCGUUGAGCAACAAGUACUUCGUUUUGCUUCAGUUCUCUCCAUGACUGGUUUUGUUGAGCAAGCUUUGUCUAUGUCUCCCAACCAUUUACAAGGAUUUAGACCCGAAUCCGUACCCGUUUACGAGGCUUUAGUCCGAGAAUUUGUUGUUUUCGAUAGAUGGUUUUCUUCCAUUCCCCGUCCAACACAACCCAAUAGGCUAUUUGUUUACUCCGCAACUUCUCAUGGCUCAACAAGCCAUGUCAAGAAGCAAUUGGCUCAAGGGUAUCCACAAAAGACCAUAUUUGAUUUUGUUCUUGAGAAUGGUUUGGACUUUGGGAUUUACUUUCAAAACAUACCCACAACGAGUGAUUCUGAAUGA